Molecule: messenger RNA, 1103 nt
Organism: Momordica charantia (bitter melon)
Lineage: Eukaryota; Viridiplantae; Streptophyta; Magnoliopsida; Cucurbitales; Cucurbitaceae
Gene: GLTP1
Product: glycolipid transfer protein 1
Biological process (GO): ceramide transport; intermembrane lipid transfer
Cellular component (GO): membrane; cytosol; cytoplasm
Molecular function (GO): ceramide 1-phosphate transfer activity; ceramide 1-phosphate binding
Source: RefSeq, a predicted model, not a curated record
AAAAGUAGAGAUUCUAGUCUCGCGUCGUAAACACCACCCCUAAAAUUAGAAGAGAGAGAUUCCCAAAACUUCUGUUACUACUCGAAUCCCACAAUUUCAGAUAUCUUCCCCUCUCUCCCGUCUUGAUCUUUACAAUUAAGCUCUCAUUUCUUCGAUCAGAACUCUCAACGCCGCACAAAACCACAACACAAAGGAGCUUCUCUCACUCAGAACCGACAAAUGGAGGCCACUGUGUUCUCCCCUGUCUUGGAAGGAAUUCAGCAUGUCAAAUCUGAAGGAGGGGACAUUUUGACCAAGCCUUUCUUGGAUGUGUGCAAACAUAUUUUGCCUGUUAUCGAUAAGUUUGGAGCCGCUAUGGCACUUGUUAAAACUGACAUUGGAGGUAACAUUGUGAGAUUGGAGGCCAAGUAUUCUUCCAACCCAUCUGGAUUCCUUUACUUGUAUAGCUUGGUGAAGCCUGAGAUUGAAACUAAAACUGCAAAAGCAUCAUCCAGUUGCACGAAUGGUCUUCUUUGGUUGACAAGAGCAUUGGAUUUCUUGGUACAACUUUUUUGCAAUUUACUGGAGCAUCAGGAUUGGACAAUGGCUCAUGCCUGUACAGAAUCCUAUAGCAAGACCUUGAAGAAAUGGCAUGGCUGGCUGGCAAGUUCAAGUUUCAGUGUCGCGAUGAAGCUUGCUCCGGAUCGUAAGAAGUUCAUGGAUAUUAUAGCAGGCACCGGCAAUGYCGAAGUUGACAUAGAGAAGUUUUGUACAAAUCUUGCACCUCUCCUCGCGGAGAAUCACAAGUUUCUGGCUAGUGUUGGCAUGGACGAUCUCAAGGCUUCGUGAGAGGCUGAAAAUAGUGUGGCCGUCUCGUUUUAUUGUUACUUCCUCCAUCCGUUUGUUUGAAAUCGCUUUUAAAUCCUUCAGUUCAGACAUAUCUAUUAGACAUUAAUUCUAUUUUCUUUGCUUUGAUAAUCUUAUUUUUCAAUUUUGCACGUGCCUACGUGUGUCGAAUCACAACAAGCUUAUCAACAUUAAUGUCUUAACGGGAAUUCUAAUCUUGUAAAAUCCUCUUGAAAUACUUUUGACAUUUCUUUAUUGGAAAACUUUCUUUAUUAUCA